Theobroma cacao (cacao) is the source of this 834-nucleotide messenger RNA. RefSeq lists its product as uncharacterized. NCBI's taxonomy places the organism in Eukaryota, Viridiplantae, Streptophyta, Magnoliopsida, Malvales, Malvaceae. The record is from RefSeq and is a predicted model, not a curated record.
GAAGAUGCGUAACCAAACUUGGGGAAGUUGUGGCAUAAACCCUAGAUAUUAGGAAAGCUUAAACCCCUCUGUGACAGCAGCUUAGGAUCGCAAAAAAAGAAAAGCAAGAAAAAAAAAAAGUUUCAAUGGCUGGUUCGACGAUUCUAUCGAGAUUAUCAUCGGCUCGGUUAAAUGCGCUUGCUCUCAAGCUUAAGAGCAACAAAUCAGUGUUACCCACGAUUUCUCCAUUGAAACCGAGCUCUCAGUCUCAGGUUUCUUCUUCAGUGAAGCGCAUCACUGGGAUUUCAAGAUUACCAGUGGAGCUGAGCUGCUUAAUGUCAAUGAUGCCAUUACACAGUGCAGUAGCUUCGGCUCGCCUCAGAUCAUUUCUUGCCGUAGAAUCUCAGAGUUGGGGUUUGAUUUCUCAAGGUAUCUCCUUGCCUUUAUAACAGCACACUCUGUUUGUGGUUUGACAAUGGACAAAGAUCUUUGUCAUCACAGUGAAGUGUAGUUCCUUUCUGAAACUUGAAAAAAUCUGUAAGGGUUAAUAAUUUUUCUCAUUGUUUCAUAAUGAUAUGAUGAACGCUGGAAAGUGUUGAUAAAUGGGGAGACAGAGAGACUUGAAUUGUUAUCAAGAAACCAAAUCGAUCUCUCGGAUUGAGCUGAAUCUUUUAUCAGUUUCUGACUAUGUUCCCUUGUUGUCUUGCAUUAUCUUGCAAGGCUUGGUUUUUCUUCCUCGCUGUUCUACUUCUGCAUUUCUAUGAACAUUUGUAAUUUCAGACUGUUGGCAGGAUGAUCUCCAUGCUCUCAAAUGUUGGUAUUGAAUUUCAGGUUCUGAACGUUUUUUGGUCUUAA